This is a messenger RNA of Cryphonectria parasitica EP155, 1830 nucleotides long. RefSeq lists its product as uncharacterized. Bases 1 to 1830 code for a protein of 609 amino acids. Lineage: Eukaryota; Fungi; Ascomycota; Sordariomycetes; Diaporthales; Cryphonectriaceae. The record is from RefSeq and is a predicted model, not a curated record. The transcript is spliced from 4 exons.
AUGGCCCAGCGUCAAGAAACAGGUGCCGCCCUCCCCCCACGAACCUUUUCGCCCAUGCACCAGGUCUCCGUCGAGAGGAUCCUGCGUAACGCCACCGAGAUCCCCUCCGCGCGCCAGCCGCAGCCCGGAUCGAUCGCCGCAACCCGAGCCGCAGCAAGAGCCGCCGCGAGGAGGACGGAUCCCGGCACAGGUGGCAGUAUGUCUGGUGUGGUAGACGUGACGAGCAGGCGGGUGGUGCCGCAGAAUUUGCCUCAGCGCACGACGAAAGUCAGCGAGAAGCUGGUGCUCAUCCCUGACGCCCCAGAUGAUGAUGAUGAUGUCGAGGAGGACACCGCCCUGCUGGAAGGCGAAGACGAGAGGGCCAGGAGGAGGGCAAUGGAGCAAGAGGAGGACAGGCCGCUGAGGGAUGUGGAGCUGGACGUGCUGAAGAAGCGUGGUGGUAUCCGCGGGAAAAGCUAUGCAGAACGGCUGCCCAAACGACAGCGUGCUGAAAAGGUCUCGAGGCUGACAGCCUAUUGUACGGCCCAGUCCUUCAAGAUGAAGGCCACGGCUGAGUUCCUGCGGACCAAGCACGAGGCAAAAACAAAACUAUACGACGACUGUCUAUACGUGGUUUAUCACCUCCCGCUUAUGUCCGGCAUCGACGGAUACCGGGUGCGAAGCAGACCGAUCCUCAAGACGCCUGGAACGGGCAAGACGGUGCUGGAUCUGGAGAUCGAGAGGAGCGAGAGGAGAGACCAUCACUACGGCUACAUGGAAGACUACACCGGCAGCCCGCUCUCCUCGGAGAGUCCCUCCGUCCUACACCCUAUACCGAGCAGCAGCAGCACCAGCUCAGACAACCGUGGUCGGACUAUGGACAGCCAGACAGAUGACCACCCAACCCUCAGCCCCAUCAACCGCCUCGUUCCCGACGCCAAAAACUUUGCCGAGAUGUUUGUCUUCUCGUACGGCGUGGUCGUCUUCUGGAACUUCACUGAGCGGCAGGAGAAGGACAUCUUGGGCGACCUUACCUUCGCCGAGAGCGAGCGGGGAGGGUCUCUAGUCGUCCGUCCCUUUGAGCCCAACGACUACGAGACCGAGGAGUUCCACUUCGAGUACAGCGCCGAUAUCAAGCACCCGCGUAUAUUCAAUGACAUGAUCACCCUCCUGCCGCGGUCCGACCACAUGGUGAAGCUCGGCAUCAGCCACGCUGUUGCCCAGAGCACAAAGCUAUGCUCUUUCGAGGAGAGGAUGUCCGACACGAUGCAGGAAGCGCUGCCGGUGCCCAAGACUAUGGCCACGACGGGAGACCUGAACAUGGGGCGGGAUGAGAUUGUAAAGAUCUUAGGCCGGCUUUUUAAGAGCCGGGUGGACAUCAAUCUUUCAUCAAACAUCCUGCCCGUCCCCAACUUCUUCUGGGAGUCCGAGCCCACUCUCCACCCUCUCUACAUGGCCAUCCGCGAUUAUCUCGAGAUCGACCCGCGCAUCAAGGUCCUCAACGAGCGCUGCCGCGUCUUUCUUGACCUCGCUGAGAUCCUGUCCGACACCGUCGCCGAUGCCAAGAUGUCCGUCAUCACCUGGAUCGUCAUUAUUCUUAUCGUCAUCUCCAUCGUCGUCACCGUCACUGAGGUUGCCCUGCGCUUCACCAUUCUGCAGAAGAGCAACAACAACAACAACAACAAUGAUAGCAGGGCUCCGACGGUGAACGCCAGCAUAGCGGAGAGUGAUCUCGCCCAGGCCAACAUCACCGUGGAUGAGCUGCGGCAGUGGGCUGCCGGCUUAGGCGAGAGCGAGAAGACCGCUGUCUGUGGUGAGGAGAUUGUGCCGAGGACAUUUGUGGGCGUGUAG